CUCCUCCUCCUCCGGCGGCUUCAGGGCCGCACGCCCACGCCGCUCUUUCCUGUUGGCCAGGGCAGCGACAGGUGAGGCGCGGCCUAGGGCCAAUCACACAGCCAGAGAGGUCAGAAGCUCGCGCUCCGCGCAGCCGGCGGCCGCGAAAUCGCGGAAGAGGGUCCCAGCAGCGGCUGCGGCCCCUGAAGAGGGACGACCCACAGGCGGGAAGUCUUCCCACAAGGGGGCGCUGCCACCUGCCCGGAGGAGGAGCCAGAGAGGGACCCGGGUUUUUGCCCCUCCGACGCACAAGAGUGGGGAAGACCCAUCCUGAUCAUGAAGGGCUCCAAAGGCAUCGACAACCCGGCUUUCGUUGCUUCCAGCCCAGACACCCCGCGCCGUUUGGUUCCAUCGCCGUCUCAUGUCGAGGUCUCUGUCUUGACCACCAAUAUCCGGAGAGAGGAUUCGCAGCCUAAGGAGCCUCAGAAGUCCCCGGACCUACCUCUGUCUUCAGUAACUACCCCCGGCUCCCAGGAGGGGUCCGGGCCAGUCUCACAGUCCGAGUUUGAGGAGGGGCCCUGCGGGUGGGGCAACUUCCAACCCCAGUGUUUCCAGCGCUGCAACACACCCCGGGGCUUUCUGUUUCACUACUGCCUCUUGGCCCUCACGCAAGGUAUUGUAGUAAAUGGCCUAGUAAAUAUUAGCAUUUCCACUAUUGAGAAGCGCUACGAAUUGAAGAGUUCCCUGACAGGCUUGAUAUCGUCAAGCUAUGAUAUCUCAUUUUGCUUGUUGUCUUUAUUUGUAUCAUACAUUGGUGAAAGAGGACACAAACCAAGAUGGCUUGCCUUUGCAUCCUUUAUGUUAGGACUGGGAGCACUUGUGUUUUCAUUGCCAAAAUUUUUUAGUGGAAGAUACCAAUUGGGGUCCCUUUUUGAAGAUGCUUGCUUAGCAGAAAAGAAUAAAACCAUUUGUACUGCUUCAAGUUCUUCACUUUUCAAAUACCUGUAUGUCUUUAUUUUGGGACAACUGUUGCUGGGAACAGGAGGAACUCCACUUUAUACCCUAGGAACAGCCUUUAUUGAUGAUUCUGUUCCCACACACAAAUCUUCUCUCUAUAUAGGAAUUGGCUUUGCCAUGUCAGUAUUAGGCCCUGCUUUUGGCUAUGUGUUGGGAGGACAAUUGCUAACCGUGUACAUUGACGUUGAUUCGGGACAAAGCAUUGAUGUCACUGAGGAUGAUCCACGAUGGCUGGGGGCAUGGUGGAUUGGAUUUCUUCUGUCCUGGCUUUUGGCUUGGUCUUUGAUAAUACCUUUUUCUUGCUUUCCAAAACAUUUACCAGGUACAGAAGAAAUUCAAGAUGGAAAAAUUUCCCAGGCUCAUCAGAGUGGUUCCGUACAGCAUACAGAUAGGAAUUUUGGACAAAGUUUUAAAGAUUUUCCAGCUGCUGUAAAGAAUUUGAUGAGGAAUACUGUCUUUAUGUGUUUAGUUCUAUCAACUUGUUCAGAAGCCCUAGUUGCUACUGGAUUUGCCACAUUUUUACCUAAAUUUGUAGAAAAUCAAUUUGGAUUCUCUUCCAGCUCUGCAGCUACCCUUGCAGGGUCUGUUUUAGUUCCUGGAGCUGCUCUUGGUCAGAUUUUAGGUGGUAUGCUUGUUUCAAAAUUCAAAAUGACGUGUAAAAACAUAAUGAAGUUCACUUUGCUCACAACUAUAAUUGCACUUAUACUAAGCUUAGUGUUUCUUUAUACCACCUGUGAAAAUGCUCCAUUUGCGGGUGUGUCUGAAUCAUAUAAUGGGACAGGACAACUGGGAAAACUGACUGCUCCCUGUAAUGCCAAUUGUAACUGCCUGCGAUCAUAUUAUUAUCCUCUCUGUGGAGGAGAUGGAGUGCAAUAUUUUUCUCCCUGCUAUGCAGGUUGUACAAAUUCCAUUUCCAAAAAACAUCCAAAGGUAUAUCAAAACUGUUCAUGUAUUAAAAGGAAAAUAGAAAUAACACCUACUCCUUCAAGUCCUGAUUUUGAGGCUAAAGCUGGAAAAUGUUCAGUUCAAUGUAAAAACUUGCCCAUAUUCCUUGGCAUAUUCUUUGCUGCAAUUGUUUUUACCUUUAUGGCUGGUACUCCUAUAACUGUGUCCAUCCUAAGGUGUGUUAAUCAAAAUCAACGGUCUCUAGCUUUGGGAAUACAGUGUAUGUUGCUUCGAAUAUUAGGCACAAUACCUGGACCCAUUAUAUUUGGCAUCGCAAUAGACAGCACAUGCAUUCUCUGGGAUAUUAACAAAUGCGGAAUUAAAGGAGCUUGCUGGGUUUAUAAUAACAUCCAGAUGGCCUAUAUGUUCAUGGCCAUAAGUAUUAUUUGUAAAAUUUUGACUGUUUUCUUCAAUGGAUGUGCAGUCUUUUUGUAUAAACCACCACCAUCAGCCACAGAUGUGCCAUUUCAAGAUCAGGAUGCAGUUGUGACUACAGUUUCAUUAGAGUGUGAUCUCAAUGAAGCAGGAAAUAAAGGGUGAAUCAGAAAAAGAGAAGACUUUUACAGUUCGAUUAAAAAUUGGCCUCCAUUUGUAAGAAUGUAUAUUGUUGCUGGAACAGUAACUACCCAAUAUGGACAAUCAUUUUAAAAAUUGAUAUUUUAUAAUUAAAUGUUUUUUCUGUCUA
This is a messenger RNA of Phacochoerus africanus (Common warthog), 2626 nucleotides long. It is a transcript of the gene SLCO4C1, whose product is annotated as solute carrier organic anion transporter family member 4C1. Gene Ontology annotation, biological process: sodium-independent organic anion transport; transmembrane transport. Gene Ontology annotation, cellular component: membrane. The coding region runs from base 316 to 2481 and encodes 721 amino acids. The transcript is spliced from 13 exons. Gene Ontology annotation, molecular function: protein binding. Lineage: Eukaryota; Metazoa; Chordata; Mammalia; Artiodactyla; Suidae. The record is from RefSeq and is a predicted model, not a curated record.